This is a messenger RNA of Aspergillus ochraceoroseus IBT 24754, 555 nucleotides long. RefSeq names its product transcription initiation factor IIA subunit gamma. Bases 1 to 336 code for a protein of 111 amino acids. The record is from RefSeq and is a predicted model, not a curated record. Lineage: Eukaryota; Fungi; Ascomycota; Eurotiomycetes; Eurotiales; Aspergillaceae. Gene Ontology annotation, cellular component: transcription factor TFIIA complex. The transcript has 3 exons. Gene Ontology annotation, biological process: transcription initiation at RNA polymerase II promoter; RNA polymerase II preinitiation complex assembly. Gene Ontology annotation, molecular function: TBP-class protein binding; RNA polymerase II general transcription initiation factor activity.
AUGAGCGCCCAGGCAUAUUACGAGCUUUAUCGUGGGAGCAGUCUCGGCUUGUCCCUGACCGAUACUCUCGAUGAUUUGAUCAAUGAAGGCCGCAUCGAGCCACAGCUCGCCAUGAAGAUCCUUUCAACGUUUGACAAGGUCAUCACAGAAGUGCUCGCAGAUAAAGUUCGCACUCGGCUUACUUUCAAGGGUCACCUCGAUACAUACCGUUUCUGCGAUGAAGUGUGGACUUUCCUCAUCAAGGAUGUGACUUUCAAGCUUGAUAACCAGACAACUGUGAGUGCGGAUCGGGUGAAGAUUGUCAGCUGCAACAGCAAGCGGCCUGGGGAAGCAUAGAGUGCGUUUAAUGAUCGGAACAAUCAUGGGCGUUUUCGUUUCUUUCCUUUUACCUUCGUUCAUUUUGGCCUGGCUUAUUGCGGACACUUUCAUGUCGGGUUUGUUGGCGAAUCAAGGCGUUUGGGGACAUCUUCAUGGCAUUAUUUUGUGUUGUACCAUAUCCAUUCUUUUGCAAGAGACAGACUGAGACAGAUACCCCCAAAUAAAUAACUAGAUCUG